AUGGAGGAAAACGUACAAGAAGGAUCCAUCGCGGUGAUCGGCAUGACGGAGACAGACAACGAAGACAAAGGAUCUGUUGUGGUGGCCGGUGCGGUGGAGGAGGAGCUGAAGCUCGAGAUCGACGACUUCAAGUUUAAGGAUGAGGCUAAGGCAGUGAGGAACCUGAGAAAUGAGCGAUUGGCAAAUCUGAUAGGAUGUUGCUAUGAGGAAGGGGAGAGAUUGCUGGUGGCAGAGUUUAUGCCUAACGAAACUGUAGCAAAACAUUUAUUUCAUUGUGAGUUUUCUAUAUAUUACUAUUACAGGAUUACAGGAUCGCAAAGAAAGAAACAAACCGCCGUGGUCACCGGAGAGGGAGGAGAGGAGACGGCGACUGCACUGCAGAUGAAGGCCAGAGACGGCGACUGGAUCUUCGAGCGACGGAUAGAAGGGAGAGGAUACACACCGGAGCGAAGAUGA
Messenger RNA from Fraxinus pennsylvanica, 456 nucleotides. The record is from the annotation of a GenBank genome assembly. Lineage: Eukaryota; Viridiplantae; Streptophyta; Magnoliopsida; Lamiales; Oleaceae.